Messenger RNA from Oncorhynchus keta (chum salmon), 2060 nucleotides. Its product is annotated as endoplasmic reticulum-Golgi intermediate compartment protein 2-like. The transcript is spliced from 15 exons. NCBI's taxonomy places the organism in Eukaryota, Metazoa, Chordata, Actinopteri, Salmoniformes, Salmonidae. Gene Ontology annotation, biological process: retrograde vesicle-mediated transport, Golgi to endoplasmic reticulum; endoplasmic reticulum to Golgi vesicle-mediated transport. Gene Ontology annotation, cellular component: membrane; COPII-coated ER to Golgi transport vesicle; endoplasmic reticulum. The coding region runs from base 360 to 1475 and encodes 371 amino acids. The record is from RefSeq and is a predicted model, not a curated record.
AGGUGGCGCUAAUUGAAAAUGACCAUUGACAGUUCAUAUCGCCUAGCGGGUGGUCGUGUUGCUAAAACAAGACAGCACCCGGUGAAGAACGCUAGAAGCUAACACACGUCUUUUUUCACUCGUUAUAAUGUUAUGAAUUGAUACCUGCUUUGCAAUCAAUUUACCGGAGUAUAGACGCAUGAAACCAAGCUAGAGCUACCUGGCCAAGAAACAAGCUGCUCUCAAUAGAGGUGUCAUAAUACCCAUAAAACCUAGCCAUCAAAAGUGACCUUGUCCUAGAGAGAUUUACACGGUUAACAAAACGUCACGCCAGGCACGGUUAGGUGUAUGAAGGGAGGACGUGGAGAGUGGUCCUGAAGAUGAGGCGUCUGUACAGGAAGAAAGCCCUGAGUCUGGUUAAGGAGCUGGAUGCCUUCCCCAAGGUCCCAGAGAGCUAUGUCGAGACCACAGCCACAGGGGGGACAGUGUCCUUGAUAGCAUUCACUGCCAUGGCACUGCUGGCCUUCUUUGAGUUCUUUGUGUAUCGGGACACCUGGAUGAAGUAUGAAUACGAAGUGGAUAAAGAUUUUUCAAGUAAAUUGAGAAUAAACAUAGAUAUUACAGUUGCCAUGAAAUGCCAACAUGUGGGUGCAGACAUUCUGGACCUGGCAGAGACUAUGAUAACAUCAAAUGGCAUUCGGUAUGAGCCUGUGAUUUUUGAGCUGACCCCGCAGCAAAAACUGUGGCACAGGACCCUGUUGCUGAUACAGAACAGGCUGAGGGAGGAGCAUUCUCUACAGGAGGUCUUGUACAAGAGUGUUCUAAAGGGAGCCCCUACGGCCUUGCCCCCUAGAGAGGGCACCGCCUCAGAGCCCUUAAGUGCCUGUAGGAUACAUGGGCACGUCUACGUCAACAAAGUGGCUGGGAACUUCCACAUCACAGUGGGAAAGCCUAUUCAUCAUCCUCGUGGCCAUGCUCAUAUAGCAGCUUUUGUAAGCCAUGACACGUACAACUUCUCCCAUCGGAUAGACCAUUUGUCUUUCGGAGAAGAGAUCCCCGGCAUCAUCAACCCUCUGGACGGGACAGAGAAAAUCACCAGCAACCAUAAUGAGAUGUUCCAGUAUUUCAUUACGGUGGUUCCUACCAAACUGCACACGUCCAAGGUGUCGGCAGACACACACCAGUUCUCUGUGACGGAGAGGGAGCGGGUGAUCAACCAUGCCGCGGGCAGCCACGGUGUGUCUGGGAUCUUUAUGAAGUACGACACCAGCUCUCUGAUGGUGACGGUCAGUGAGCAGCACAUGCCCCUCUGGCAGUUCCUGGUACGACUGUGUGGCAUCAUCGGGGGUAUCUUCUCCACCACAGGCAUGAUCCAUGGAUUUGUUGGCUUCUGUUUCGACAUAGUCUGCUGUAGUUUCAAACUAGGCCCAUAUAAACCUAGAGAGGUGAACAAUUGUGCUGCUCCGCUCCUGACGGACAACCACGUACAGGAGUAGCCCUGUGACCUGCGCCCAUAUCCACAAAGCUCUGUGAGUAGGAGUGCUGAGCUUGGAUCAGUUUUGCCCUUUUAAGAUAAGAUUGUAUGGACAGAUCCUAGAUCAGCACUCCUACUGUGAGACGCUUUGUGGAUAUGGGACCUGGAGCCUGCUGCUGAUCGAAGUAUCCAAUCACAAGUAUGUGGAUUGCUGGGAGUUUGGUUUGAACCAAAUAAGAGUAAACUGAUUAGGAUCUGACAAUCAUAAUUGUUCUAUUUAUUGUUUUGGACAGUAUCCUCAUAUGACUACCAUUAUAAUAUAUUUAUAUCCUGUAAAUAUGUAUUUUACACUGGAAAAUGGAAAGCUGCUAACUCCCCAAUUUUAUCAGGCUUAGUGUGUAAAGGUAUUGGGACGUUGUCAUCUGUAAGUUAGGCUGAAUGAAAUCUGAUCCUUCAUACUAUUAACUUGCAUGUCAUGUUUGUUCUAUUUCUAUCUAUUUGCACUGUUGUUCAGUAUCUGUUUCACAUCUGUCAAUGGGAGAUGUCCUAUUAAACGUGUUUUAGUGCACUUCAUCACUUCAUGCUGUACACUUUACAUUAAUUUAAA